Messenger RNA from Coregonus clupeaformis (lake whitefish), 2081 nucleotides. It is a transcript of the gene tsr3, whose product is annotated as TSR3 ribosome maturation factor. The record is from RefSeq and is a predicted model, not a curated record. The transcript has 6 exons. The coding region runs from base 335 to 1255 and encodes 306 amino acids. NCBI's taxonomy places the organism in Eukaryota, Metazoa, Chordata, Actinopteri, Salmoniformes, Salmonidae. Gene Ontology annotation, biological process: maturation of SSU-rRNA. Gene Ontology annotation, molecular function: rRNA small subunit aminocarboxypropyltransferase activity.
CGGUCUGCACUUGCGUGUUAGUCCUUCCUCACGUACAGUUUGAGCUCAUGAAAAGUGAACGAAAUGGUUGUUUAUACUUUCAUUUAGUCAACUAAAGCGACACAAUAUAAUCUCAAUUCAAGAGGAGCGGAUUACACGUUUUCUAUGUUAUUUUGGUAGCUUGCUUGGAUGUUUAUUUAUGUUCUGUUGGACCAGUUGAUUCAAGUGCUUCAAAGUCAGGUUUGGCUUGAUACUACAGCAGCCAUCUAUGUAAAGUAACGUUAGCGAAUACAUUUGUCACAUUUUUCCUCUUGAGUCAAUUAACAUUAGGUAGAGAGAGUCUGACAAUUCUGCCAUGGGACGAAAGAAACAGGGUAAAUUUGAGCGCCCAGUGAACAAGGGGAAAGAUAAACGACACAAGAUGAAGGGGAAAUCUCUUGAGUGUUUCACAGAAGAGAUGCAUGGUGCAUUGCAAGCCAGCAUGCAGCCUGAUGAUGCAGGGGAGGCUGCCCAGGUGAAGUUGCCCUGCCCCCUGGCUAUGUGGGAGCUGGGCCACUGCGACCCAAAGCGCUGCACAGGAAGAAAGCUGGUCCGCAAAGGCUUUGUUCACAACCUACGCCUCAACCAGAGGUUCCACGGACUCAUUCUGAGCCCCAUGGGCACCAAAUAUGUCUCACCAGCAGACAGGGACAUUGUGGCUCAGAAUGGACUGGCUGUCAUUGACUGCUCUUGGGCUAAACUUGAGGAGACGCCCUUCAAUAAAAUGAUAGGUAGUCAUCCUCGGUUGCUACCGUACUUGGUUGCUGCCAACCCAGUGAACUAUGGCAAGCCCUGCAAGCUGUCUUGUGUGGAGGCUUUUGCUGCCACCUUCUGCAUUGUGGGUUUCCGGGACCUGGCUGUGAUUCUGCUAAGGAAGUUUAAGUGGGGGACUGUGUUUCUGGAUCUGAACAAGACUCUGCUGGAGCGCUAUGCAGCUUGUCAGUCAGAGGAGGAGCUGCUGGCUGUGGAGAAAGAGUACCUUAACACCCCUCCUGAGAAAGAGGAGUUUGAUCCAUUCGAUGUUGAUUCAGGGAGAGAAUCCAUGAAUCUUAACAGACCCCGUCGUGUUGCUGAGGAAGAGGAUGAUACAGAGAGUGAUGGUGAGGAAGCUGGAAGUUCUGGGACAUCAGAAAAUGAUGAUGACGAUGAUGUCGAAGAGGAAGAGGAAGAAGGGGGAAAGGAGAGAAAAACUGGAGAUGAGGAGGAAGAGCCAGGAGAGUCAUCAAAAGUGCAAUGAAAAAUGUGAAUGUACUGGGGACUUUGAGGAGAAUGGCAAGACUGAUUCACUAUGUGAAAUUGAGGCCCUUUGUUUACUUAACAUGGUGUACAUUUACCUGCACACUAAUUCGAUAUUAAACGGUUUAUGGCAGUUGUCCGAGUAUGGCAGUAGGCCAUUUAUCGUAAUUGAAGUUGGCAUACGCCGAUUAAAACACCUGGUUUUCUGAUCAGUCUUUCGAAUUAUUAGGACAUGUAAACAGAAGUUGUCUGCAUAUGGCAAUAGGUAUGUAAACACUUUACUCUGAUUAUCGUAAUCGAAGUAAGCAUACGCCGAUUAAAACACCCUGGUGUUCUGAUACAUUUUUCGAAUUAUUAGGACGUAAACAGCGUAAUCCGCGUUCCAGCGGUGUAUUUGAACUGCCAGCACUGGUAGCUCAAGCCUCCCUCUUGCAGGAGUGAAGUGAGUUUGGAAAAACUGAAAGUAGGCUAUACAUCUUGGAAAUAUUUUUCACAUACAAAUGUUAUAUGUCCGAAUUUAGAAUCAAGUAGGCUUCGCAAAAAUAACAUGGUCGCUGUGGUAGAAUGUUUAUUUUGAUUGGCGAUGUUCUGCAUUUAUUUCCCAUCAAGUAGACUGAUUUCAGAUGUUUCCAUGUAAACAGGAUUAUUAGGGAAAUCUUUCUUCUUGCAAAGCAUGUUAACAUUUUCAGCGAACUAUUAUAUUAAUCUAUCAACAAUAAUCAUAUUGUGUGCAUGUAACCUUACUCAGUGUCUAUACAUUCUUAAUUCAGUAAAUUGAAUUGACGAGUAUUACAUUGAAUUGAAUGUAAUGCAAUUAGGCCUCUUAA